Messenger RNA from Larimichthys crocea (large yellow croaker), 1431 nucleotides. It is a transcript of the gene actr6, whose product is annotated as actin related protein 6. NCBI's taxonomy places the organism in Eukaryota, Metazoa, Chordata, Actinopteri, Sciaenidae. The transcript is spliced from 11 exons. The record is from RefSeq and is a predicted model, not a curated record. Bases 60 to 1250 code for a protein of 396 amino acids.
GACGUUUCCGUAGUCGUUUCUUUAUUACUUCCGCUUCCUGUCGUCAAACUGACUCCAAGAUGGCGACGUUAGUUCUGGACAACGGAGCCAACAUGGCGAAGAUCGGACACAGCCACGAGGAGGCCAGUGUCAUCCCAAACUGCCAGUUUCGCUCCAAGACGUCCAGAUUAAAAACCUUCACAGCCAAUCAGCUGGAUGAGAUCAAGGAUCCUUCAGGUCUCUUCUACAUCCUCCCCUUCCAGAAGGGUUAUCUAGUCAACUGGGACGUCCAGAGGAAAGUGUGGGACCAUCUGUUUGGAAAAGAGAUGUUUAAGGUGGAGUUUGCAGACACCAGCAUCGUCAUCACAGAGCCAUACUUUAACUUCUCCUCCAUCCAGGAGUCCAUGAAUGAGAUCCUGUUUGAGGAGUACCAGUUCCAGUCAGCUCUCAGAAUAAAUGCCGGCUCUCUCAGCGCUCAUCACUACUUCCACACUAAACCGUCGGAGCUCUGCUGUUUGGUGGUCGACAGUGGGUUCUCCUUCACCCACAUCGCCCCCUACUGCCGCAGCAGGAAAAUGAAGGAAGGCAUCCGCAGGAUCAACGUAGGAGGGAAGCUGCUGACCAAUCAUCUGAAGGAGAUCAUUUCAUAUCGACAGUUACACGUCAUGGAUGAAACGUAUGUGAUCAACCAGGUGAAAGAAGAUGUUUGUUAUGUCUCCCAGCAGUUUUAUAAAGACAUGGAGAUCGCACAGAUGAAGGGGGAGGAGAACUCUGUGAUGAGGGAUUAUGUUCUUCCAGAUUUCAGCUCCAUCAAAAAAGGUUUCUGUAAGCCACGAGAGGACAUGGUCUUCAGUGGAAAGUACAAGACAGGAGAGCAGAUCUUGAGGCUGGUCAACGAGCGCUUUGCUGUUCCUGAGAUGCUCUUCCACCCGGCAGACAUUGGCAUCCAGGAGAUGGGCAUCCCAGAGGCCAUCGUGGACUCCAUCCAGUCUCUGCCUGAAGACAUGCAGCCACACUUCUACCAGAACAUCGUCCUGACCGGAGGGAACACUUUGUUUCCGGGCUUCAGAGAGCGACUGGAGGCAGAGCUGCGAUCACUCGCCCCCGCUCACCUUCCCGUGUCCGUCCUGCUGCCUUCAAAUCCGAUCUGUUAUCCGUGGGAAGGAGGCAAGCUGCUGGCUCACAGUCCGGACUACGACGAGAUUGUGGUGACACGAGAGGACUACGAAGAGAACGGACACUGUAUCUGUGAAGAAAAGUUUGAUAUUUGACUGAAACUCUGAAGAUUAGCUGACUGUUUAUUUCUCAUGUUUCAUCAGUGCUUUAUAUUUUUAUACGUGUGUGUGUGUGUGUGUGUGUGUUUGUGUGUGUGUUCAUGGUGGACUCAACACUUUCUUUAUUAUUGUAAGUAAAGUGUGAACAGACUUUUUCAUAUUAAAAUUUACACAUGGA